Molecule: messenger RNA, 273 nt
Organism: Soboliphyme baturini
Lineage: Eukaryota; Metazoa; Nematoda; Enoplea; Dioctophymatida; Soboliphymatidae
Source: the annotation of a GenBank genome assembly
AUGGAUAUCAACGACUAUCGCAUAGCCCUUGGCCUGCAUGACUUUUCAACAACAUCGUACUUAAUACGUCGUUUGAGCAACGUGACGAUUCAUCCAGAAUUUGGGCAGCCGGCAUCAGUUAGCAACGAUAUCGCCAUAUUGACAUUGAGUGAGACGGUCAGGCUGACCAAGAAAGUACAGCUGGCGUGUUUACCUGAACGCAGCGUCUAUCCGGGCCAAUUAUGCGUUGUUACCGGUUGGGGCGUUACAGAAGGUAAACGUAACUUGUUCUGA